AGGGGAAAAACCCGAAUAACUGAAGUCAGUAUAUGUCAAGAUGACCUCUGAAGAAAUGGUAACUUCUGUUCUUGUUCCUGUGACACAGAAGAAAGUGAUAGCUGCUCACUCAUCUACAGAUGAAAAUAGUGAAAAUGCCUCAAACAUCAAUGUUAUAAAAAAUACUAAGAAACUAAACAAAGAAAUCCCUCAUACUCUCUCAUGUUUAAACAGAUUUAGAGCAGGACAUAUUGAAAAUUCGUUGCCCAAGCUUUUUUCUGUGUCAGAUAAAGAAUCAAUUAGUGAUAAAAAUAGUGAUGAAGACUUUGAGGAGAAAAGUGUGGUGGAUUCAAUGAAAUAUAUUAACAUUAACUGUAACAACAUACCUAAAAAAUGCCAGUUAUAUAAAUCAUGUGACUCUAUAUCAGAAGAUAACUUAUGUUUGAAUACUGGAAUUUCACCUUCACUGGAAAGAAACAUGUUUUCUGGAAUUAAACUGGAAGUAGAUGAACCUUCAGGAGAAACAAAUCUGAUAAGAAGUCAAUCAGCAGGUAUUCUGGCUAGCCAAGAUCAUGCCAAUAGCAUGGCUAUAUUUUGUUUUCAUUGUGCAGCUGAGAGAAAUGUAUCAAAGACUUUCUGUACCAUAUCUGAUGGUUUAAUUUUAGAUGAUUGUGUCAGCUGUGUACAACUACCAAAUACUGGAGAUGAUGGAAAGGGCAACUACUCAGCAUAUACUUGUAGCUUAAUGAAACUGGCAAAUGACUAUGACAGUAAGAAUGGACUGAAGAUACGUGAUAACUGUGAUACCUUAAGUGAUAAAUAUUUAUGCUUAGAGAGAUCUUGCCAGAAGGUAAAAAUGGUAUGUUCAAAUAAAAGCUGUGGUGAUAAUUUUCCCGGAAGAAUCCCCACUAAGGCUUUUUUGAGUCAUUUGGAAGAUUGUACUACUGAUCAUUUUGAAGAAGACAUGGAGGAAGAUAGUUUUAAAAACAAAAAGGAGAGGUCUACUUUGUUAAUUAGAAGAUUUUGCAAAAAUGAUAGGGAAGUUAAGAAAUCCGUUUAUACUGGAACCAGGGCAAUUAUGAGAACCCUACCUUCUGGGCACAUAGGGCCUGGAGCUUGGAGUUAUAUUGAACAGAAAAGAAAUCAUGACUUUAAGAAGUUCAGCAAUUCAACAGAGCAUAUAGCCACAGUACAGAUUAGGCAAGAUGUGAAUCUCUGCCUUGGAAAAUCUCAUUGGCAUCUGAUCAACAACACAGAGAGAAGGGGAGAAGAAACAGAAGGCACUCUUGGAUCAUUUCUCCAUUUCUUCAGAAAUACUGUUACCUUAAACACUAUUCAUGGACAUAUUAGUACUGGUCCAUGCUUGAAACUAUGGGUUCGAGAUACAGCAUGUGAAUACCGAGCCACACUUCAAAGGACUUCAAUUUCUCAGUAUAUCACUGGCUCUCUGUUAGAGGCAACUACAUCUCUGGGUGCAAGAAGUGGCCUUUUAAAUACUUUUGGAGGAUCAGUAGGAAGAACAAUGUUGAAAGAACGUCAACCAUGCACCUCCGUGACUGGUUCAAUCAGCCUCCCUUCCAGUGUGGCUGGUCUGAGUAACGAGCUCAUCGAACUUCAACACCUCAUUCAGUUCCCAGAGGAAGUCGCUUGUAUCCUGACUGAACAGGAGCAGAGUAUCUACCGACAAGUAUUGCCCGUUGACUACCUUUGCUUCUUAACCAGGGACUUGGGAAAUGAAGAAUGCCAGAGUCAACUUCCCUGCCUCAAGGCCUCCGUAUCUGCCUCGAUUGUGACCUCCCAAAAUGGCGAGCACAAUGCUCUGGAAGAUCUUGUAACAAGAUUUAAUGAGGUGAGCUCUUGGGUGACGUGGCUGAUACUCACAGCAGGCACCAUGGAAGAAAAACGAGAAGUCUUCUCAUAUUUAGUACACAUCGCAAAAUGCUGCUGGAAUAUGGGCAACUACAAUGCUGUUAUGGAAUUCUUGGCUGGCCUCAGGUCAAGGAAAGUCUUAAAGAUGUGGCAGUUCAUGGACCAGUCCGACAUUGAAACCAUGAGAAGCCUGAAGGAUGCAAUGGCCCAACAUGAAUCUUCCUCUGAAUACAAGAAAGUGGUGAACCGGGCUCUGAAUAUCCCUGGCUGUAAAGUAGUCCCUUUUUGUGGUGUGUUUUUAAAGGAGCUUUGUGAAAUUCUAGAUGGAACAUCUGGAUUUAUGAAACUUUGUCCACGAUAUAACUCACAAGAAGAAACUUUAGAGUUUGUAGCUGAUUACAAUGGACAAGAUAAUUUCUUACAACGAGUAGGGCAAAAUGGCUUAAACAAUCCAGAGAAGGAGUCCACUGUCAACAGUAUUUUUCAAAUUAUCCGAAGCUGCAAUCGAAGUCUGGAACCUGAAGAAGAAGACACUUUUAGUGAAGGCGACAAUUCAAGGAAAAACUCCUUAAAGGAUAAAACUCGAUUACAAUUUACCAUUGGAGAGCUGUCUGAUUCAGAAAAUGACAUUUUUGAGCAGGCAAAAGAAUGGGAUUUCCGCACAACAGAAGAAGAGCAGAAAGCAUUCAACCAUGGAACAGAACUUAUUCCGUGGUACGUGCUGUCUAUCCGAGCCGACGUCCAUCAGUUCCUACUCCAAGGAGCCACCGUCAUUCACUACGACCAGGACACACACCUCUCGGCACGCUGUUUUCUUCGGCUUCAGCCUGACAAUAGUACCUUAACCUGGAUAAAACCUACGACGGCCUCAGUGGCGACCACGAAAGCCAGGCCAAGCGCCGCCGGAAGCCCCGCAGAGCCCGGCAAACUUCCGUCGCUUGGCAAUGCUGGCUUAAGUGGGUUGGUGGAAGGUUCCUUGGAUUUGUUUUCAGCCAAGGCCGUGUACAUGGGCCAUCCUGGCAUUGACAUGCACACGGUGUGUGUGCAGAACAAACUCGGCAGCAUGUCGCUCUCGGAGAACAGCGUGACGCUGCUCUACGGGCUGCAGACGACAGAUAAUCGAUUACUACACUUCGUGGCACCGAAGCACACCGCCAGAAUGUUAUACGACGGAUUAUUGGAAUUAACCAAAGCUGUCAGAAAAAUGAGGACGUUUCCAGACCAGCGACAGCAGUGGCUGAGGAAGCAAUACGUCAGCCUCUAUCAGGAGGACGGGAGGUUUGAAGGUCCAACUUUAGCUCAUGCAAUCGAGCUGUUUGGUGGCAGGCGCUGGACAACACGCAAUACGAGCCCUUCGACGCUCUCUAAAAGUGCAGAGAAACCCACUGUCCAGAGGAACAACACUCUGGGGAUAGGCACAAACAAGAAAAAGAAGAAGAUCCUGCUGAGGGGGGAAAGUGGGGAGGCUACCGAUGAUGAGAUGGCCGCAUGGAAGGCGAAAAUGUAUAAGGAGUGUCGUGGCCGCAGCGGUUCAGAUCCUCAAGACCUUAAUGAGCAAGAAGAAGCAGAUCCCAAUGGUCUCGGUCCUUCUGCCAACCCGCCCUCCAGAAGAGCUCGUUCUUUGACUCCAGCUGGCUGUGCAGCAUCCACGGCAGCCCCCGUCAGACCCCUCUCCUCUCCCGUGCUGUCGCCCUCCAGCAAGAGUCAGCCCAAUACAUGGAGCAGCAGUAGUUGGCAUGGCCGAGUGAAAGGUGGACUGAAAGGAUUUCAAAAUUUCAUGGUUUCGGAUAGUAGCAUGAGUUUUGUGGAAUUUGUAGAGCUCUUCAAAUCGUUCAGUGUACGAAGUCGGAAGGACCUCAAGGAUCUCUUUGAUGUUUACGCUGUGCCCUGCAGUCGAUCAGGCUCUGAUUCCAUCCCACUCUAUACAAACCUGAGAAUUGAUGAAAAUACCAGCGGCCUUCAGCCUGACUUAGAUCUGUUAACCAGAAACGUGUCCGAUUUGGGCUUGUUCAUUAAGAACAGGCAGCAGCUCUCAGACAACCAGAGGCAGAUAUCGGACGCUAUCGCAGCGGCGAGCAUCGUGACCAACGGCUCUGGCAUCGAAAGCACCCGGCUCGGGGCCUGCGGGGUCGGCAUCCUGCAGCUGAACGACUUCCUGGUGAAUUGCCAGGGGGAGCACUACACCUACGACGACAUCCUCAGCAUCAUUCAGAAGUUCGAGCCUAGCAUGAGUAUGUGUCAGCAGGGUCUAAUGUCAUUUGAAGGAUUUUCCAGGUUUCUGAUGGAUAAGGAUAACUUUGCAUCACAAAAUGAUGAAUCACAGGAGGAUGUUAAAGAAUUACAGUUCCCACUCUCCUAUUAUUACAUUGAAUCUUCACACAAUACAUACCUCACAGGACAUCAGCUUAAAGGGGAAUCAUCAGUGGAACUAUAUAGCCAGGUCCUCUUACAAGGCUGCCGAAGUGUAGAACUAGACUGCUGGGAUGGUGAUGAUGGGAUGCCUAUCAUUUAUCAUGGACAUACACUCACUACUAAGAUUCCCUUCAAGGAAGUCGUCGAAGCCAUUGAUCGCAGUGCCUUCAUCAACUCCGACUUGCCCAUCAUAAUAUCUAUAGAAAAUCACUGUUCCCUGCCCCAGCAACGAAAAAUGGCAGAAAUUUUCAAGAAUGUAUUUGGAGAAAAACUGGUGGCCAAGUUUUUGUUUGAGAGUGAUUUCUCUGAUGAUCCGAUGCUUCCUUCACCUGACCAACUUAGGAGAAAAGUGCUUCUUAAAAACAAAAAGCUAAAAGCACAUCAGACUCCAGUGGAUAUAUUAAAGCAAAAGGCUCAUCAGUUGGCAUCCAUGCAAACACAGACCAGUAAUGGCAGUAAUGCCAAUCCUACCCCAGCUAAUAAUGAGGAAGAAGAAGAUGAGGAGGAUGAAUAUGAUUAUGACUAUGAAUCUCUUUCUGAUGACAAUAUUCUGGAAGACAGACCUGAAAGUAAAUCAACAGGUGACAAACUACAGUUUGAGUACAAUGAAGAAAUUCCCAAGAGGAUAAAGAAAACAGAGAGCUCUGUUUGCAACAAAGGAAAGGUGUAUGACAUGGAACUGGGUGAAGAAUUUUAUCUCCCACAGAAUAAAAAAGAAAGUAGACAAAUAGCCCCAGAACUUUCUGACCUUGUCAUCUACUGCCAAGCUGUAAAAUUUCCAGGACUGUCAACUUUAAACCCAUCUGGCUCUAGCAGAGGAAAAGAAAGGAAAAGCAGGAAGUCCAUUUUUGGCAACAAUCCGGGCAGAUUAAGCCCUGGGGAGACAGCAGCAUAUGCCAAAACAUCUGGAAAAAGUUCCGUGGAUGGGCCGCGGCAGCCCUGGGAAGAAGUGUGUCCUCUCAACACCACGCCGUCCCUCAGCGCCCUCAUUCGGACCCCGAAAUGCUACCACAUCUCCUCCCUGAACGAGAACGCGGCCAAGCGCCUCUGUCGGCGCUACUCUCAGAAGCUGAUCCAGCACACCGCCUGCCAGCUGCUCCGGACAUACCCUGCGGCCACGCGCAUCGACUCGUCCAACCCCAGCCCGCUCCUGUUCUGGCUGCACGGCAUCCAGCUGGUGGCGCUCAACUACCAAACGGACGAUCUCCCCUUACAUUUAAACGCGGCCAUGUUUGAAGCUAAUGGUGGAUGUGGUUAUGUUUUGAAACCCCCCGUCCUGUGGGACAAGAACUGUGCUAUGUACCAGCAGUUUUCCCCAUUGGAAAGAGAUCUGGAAAGUAUGGCACCUGCUCUCUAUUCUUUAACUGUCGUCUCUGGUCAGAAUGUCUGUCCUGGAAACAGCACCGGCAGUCCGUGUAUUGAAAUCGAUGUCCUGGGAAUGCCACUGGAUAGCUGCCAUUUCCGCACUAAACCCAUUCAUCGGAAUACUCUGAAUCCCAUGUGGAAUGAGCAGUUUCUUUUCCGAGCUUAUUUGGAAGAUCUCAUAUUUCUUCGUUUUGCAGUUGUUGAAAACAACAGUUCAGCUGUCACGGCUCAAAGAAUCAUUCCACUCAAGGCUUUAAAAAGAGGGUAUCGGCAUCUUCAGCUGCGAAACCUCCAUAACGAAGUCAUGGAAAUCUCUAGCUUGUUCCUAAACAGCAGGAGGAUGGAAGAGACCUGGAGCGGUGGCGCAGCGGCGGCGUCUCUGAUGUUCAGCACAGAAGAGAGAAAAGGUCUGGUGACGUACAAGGUCACAGUCCAUGGGAUUCCGGGCCCUGAGCCUUUUGGCGUCUUCAUAAUAAAUGAAGAGACUAAAGCAAAGCAGCUUCUUCACCAAAUUUUGACUACUUCUCAAGGCUCUACACCAAUCAUCACAGACUGCUUUUUGAUGGAAGAAAAAUAUUUUAUAUCCAAAGAAAAAAAUGACUUCAGGAAACAGCCAUUUCAGAGAAUAAUCAGUCCAGAAGAAGAAAUUGUACAGAUUUUGAACAGCUGGUUCCCAGAAGAAGGUUAUGUUGGAAGGAUUAUUUUUAAAAUCCAGGAGGAACACGCAGAUGAGAAGAGCAUCUUCCAGGAAGAGAAGGAGGUGGCCCUGAGCUCAGAAGAGGAGAGCUUCUUCGUGCAAGUCCACGAUGUCUCCCCGGAGCAGCCCCGCACCGUCAUCAAGGCUCCUCGGAUCAGCACUGCCCAGGAGGUCAUCCAACAGACCUUGUGCAAAGCCAAGUACUCAUACAGUAUUCUAAGCAACCCCAACCCCAGCGACUAUGUGCUUCUGGAGGAGGUGCUCAAGGAGCCACCCAACAAGAAGUCCUCUUCAGCCAAGUCUUCCCAGAGGGUCCUUGGGGACCAUGAGUGUGUGUUCCAGGCUCAGAGCAAGUGGAAGGGUGCUGGGAAAUUUAUCCUGAAGCUAAAGGAGCAUGUGCAGGCAGCUCGAGAUGAUAAAAGAAAAGGCAUUUCUUUUGCUAAUGAACUUAAGAAAUUCACCAAGUCAAGUAAGCAACAUCGAGGAUUCACAUCACCUUCUCAGCUUUCAGUACCAGAAAGUAUCCAGAUGAAGGAAGAAAAACCUGUGGGCAGCUUCUCUUCUAAUGACAUGAUGGACCCAUAACUACCUUCAGUAAAUUCUAUCCAGGUAUGAUCACAGAUUCAUGACUCUCAGGACUAAAAGCAAGGCCCUUAAAUAAGUUUUUAAGGCACGCUUUCAAUCGUGUCCUUUUUUCUCUCAAGAAAAGGACACAAAGCAGAAUUAGUGAUCAUAAAUAGGAACCAAAAAGAUGUCCUACAAGAAAUUACUGACUAUACUUUUAUCCUUGAAAUAAAUCCUAAGACAUCCAAA
Gracilinanus agilis (Agile Gracile Mouse Opossum) is the source of this 7135-nucleotide messenger RNA. RefSeq names its product phospholipase C epsilon 1 (gene PLCE1). Gene Ontology annotation, molecular function: phosphatidylinositol-4,5-bisphosphate phospholipase C activity; guanyl-nucleotide exchange factor activity. Gene Ontology annotation, biological process: small GTPase-mediated signal transduction; phosphatidylinositol-mediated signaling; lipid metabolic process. NCBI's taxonomy places the organism in Eukaryota, Metazoa, Chordata, Mammalia, Didelphimorphia, Didelphidae. The record is from RefSeq and is a predicted model, not a curated record. The coding region runs from base 41 to 6907 and encodes 2288 amino acids. The transcript is spliced from 31 exons.